Messenger RNA from Fomitopsis serialis, 981 nucleotides. Its product is annotated as arsenical pump-driving ATPase. The record is from RefSeq and is a predicted model, not a curated record. Bases 1 to 981 code for a protein of 326 amino acids. The transcript is spliced from 9 exons. Gene Ontology annotation, biological process: post-translational protein targeting to endoplasmic reticulum membrane. Gene Ontology annotation, cellular component: GET complex. Gene Ontology annotation, molecular function: ATP hydrolysis activity; ATP binding. Lineage: Eukaryota; Fungi; Basidiomycota; Agaricomycetes; Polyporales; Fomitopsidaceae.
AUGGCGACUGAUAUCCUGGAGCCGACUCUACAAAAUGUCUUGGACCAGAGGUCGCUGAAGUGGAUCUUCUGCGGUGGCAAGGGUGGUGUCGGAAAGACAACGACGUCGUGUUCGCUCGCGAUCCAGCUAGCGACAUGCCGGGAAUCUGUCCUCCUCAUCUCCACAGAUCCUGCGCACAACCUCUCGGAUGCUUUUGGCCAGAAGUUCUCGAAGGAGGCGACGAAAGUGAACGGGUUCGACAACCUCUUCGCAAUGGAGAUCGACCCGACGAGUGCGAUCCAGGAGAUGGUCGAGCAGUCGGACUCGAACGGGAUGAUGGGCAGCAUGAUGCAGGACCUCGCGUUCGCUAUCCCGGGUGUGGACGAAGCGAUGAGCUUUGCGGAGAUCAUGAAGCACGUCAAGUCGAUGGAAUACUCCGUCAUCGUCUUCGACACUGCCCCGACAGGACACACCCUUCGCUUCCUCUCCUUCCCAACUGUCCUCGAGAAGGCGCUUGGCAAGCUGAGUGCGCUCAGUGGACGCAUUGGGCCCAUGAUCAACCAGAUGACGAGCCUGAUGGGUGGCCAGGCGGACGCGCCAGAAGACAUGUUCGCUAAGCUCGAGAGCAUGCGUGCGGUCAUCACAGAGGUGAACACGCAGUUCAAGGACCCAGAAAAGACAACCUUCGUCUGCGUGUGCAUCUCUGAGUUCCUCUCGCUCUACGAGACCGAGCGGCUCGUUCAGGAGCUCACCGCUUAUGAAAUCGACACGCACAACAUCGUUGUUAACCAGCUUCUCUUCCCCAAGCAGAGUUCGAACUGCGAGCAUUGCCGCGUACGGCACAACAUGCAGCAGAAGUACCUGAACGAGGCACACGAGCUAUACGACGAAUUCUUCCACAUCGUGCAGCUGCCGCUGCUUACGGAAGAGGUACGCGGACCUCAGAAGCUGAAGGACUUUAGCAACAUGCUUGUGGAGCCGUACGUACCCCCUGUAGACUAA